This is a messenger RNA of Lindgomyces ingoldianus, 1179 nucleotides long. RefSeq lists its product as uncharacterized. The annotation marks the transcript as partial. The record is from RefSeq and is a predicted model, not a curated record. The transcript has 4 exons. NCBI's taxonomy places the organism in Eukaryota, Fungi, Ascomycota, Dothideomycetes, Pleosporales, Lindgomycetaceae.
UGGACCGAUAUUGCAGUUUCUGGUCCCUUGCUCGCUGCUGCCAUAUCCCAGUAUCUUUUGCAUGAGCAUCCUCUCCUAGGCCUCUUUGAUGCAGACCUUUUCAUCCGGGAUUUGACCACGCCGGCUACGACCUUUUGCUCAAGGCUGCUGUUUCAUUCAUUGAUAGCAUUUGCUUGUCACGGAUAUACUUUUGUAGAUCCUUCGGCAGCAUCUCUCGCAAUCACCUUCUACGCGGAAGCCAUUAGCCUAUGGCAUUCUGAACCAGCCCAGGACAGCAUCACAACCCUAAGCGCCUCCAUCAUACUCUUCGCUGCUUCCAGUAAUAUGGGUAGGGGCAUGGAUGGCCUUCAAAUCUUGAAAGAUAGCGCCCUGAUUGGAUCACGUCUUGGUCUCUUCGAAAACUCAAGCGAAGAGCAGCUUAGUAUUCACCGUGACAAAAGGCAAGUAUAUUCUUCUGAUAUGGAUCGCGCUCGAUGUACAGCUGCAUGGGGGACAUUUAACUGGCACACUUUUCAUGCUUUCUAUGAUCGCCAGGGGCCUUUGAUCAACUCGCCACCAUCUGUCCAAAUACCCCACUUCCAGGUAAAUGUGCCAUACAUAAGUGAAACCUUUCCGACCCUCUGUAGGUUAUGCAUAAUCUUAAAUGAUAUGGCUUGGCAAUACUACUCGCAGCGGACACCGCCCACGGAGACUGUGCCACGGGAGGCGGCAGAGAUACUCUACCAAAGACUAUUAUCGUGGUCCGAUGAUCUCCCUGGGUCAUUAAUCCGUGGUCCAGGUACCAGCCACCACGUGGUGGUGGCACACAUUUGGUAUCACACUAUCAUCAUCGACACAUUCCGACCAUUUUCCUCUGAACCCCAAUCAAAACCAGUUGUAGUUACUGCGGCAUCUAUCAAGCAGCUCAAGCGGCUUAUCUACAUCUACCGGAGCACGUUUGUUUCCUCGAAUGCCAUGAUACUCUACCAGCCUGGACUUCUGUAUCUUGUCAACUAUCUCCUCAAAGAUGUCGACAACAACGAAUCUCAUUUCUACUUCCUUCUUUGCAUGGGUGCAUAUCUCAAACUCGCUUCCUGUUUUCCUAUCGUUGGGUGCAUUGCUAAGUCCAUCGUCAACAUGGCCCUGGAGAGAGGUGUUGUGUUGCCCGCUGACGCUGCUGCUGCUCUAGAGGAAAUUGAA